AUGGACCUCAAGGAGAGCCCCAGCGAGGGCAGCCUGCAGCCCUCCAGCAUCCAGCUCUUCGCCAACACCUCCACCCUCCACGGCCUCCGCCACAUCUUUGUGUAUGGCCCGCUGACCGUGCGGCGCGUGCUCUGGGCGGUGGCCUUUGUGGGCUCCCUGGCACUGCUGCUGGUGGAGAGUUCCGAGAGGGUCUCCUACUACUUCUCCUACCAGCAUGUCACCAAGGUGGACGAGGUGGUGGCCCACAGCCUCGUCUUCCCGGCUGUCACCCUCUGCAACCUCAAUGGCUUCCGCUUCUCCAGGCUCACCACCAACGACCUGUACCACGCCGGCGAGCUGCUGGCCCUGCUCGACGUCAACCUGCAGAUCCAGGACCCCCAUCUGGCUGACCCUGCGGUGCUGGAGGCCCUGAGGCAGAAGGCCAACUUCAAGCACUACAAACCCAAGCAGUUCAGCAUGCUGGAGUUCCUGCACCGCGUGGGCCACGACCUGAAGGAUAUGAUGCUCUACUGCAAGUUCAAAGGGCAGGAAUGCGACCACCAAGACUUCACCACCGUGAGCGCCUUUGAGCUCUAUGUGUGGGGAGAGGAGAGGCCGGGGACCCCCAAGGCUCCAUCUGGCCUGUUGAUGGGCAGAGAUGACCCUGGGGUUUGGGCUGAGCGAAGCGUGUGA
This is a messenger RNA of Echinops telfairi (small Madagascar hedgehog), 672 nucleotides long. Its product is annotated as acid-sensing ion channel 2-like. The transcript has 2 exons. Gene Ontology annotation, cellular component: membrane. The coding region runs from base 1 to 672 and encodes 223 amino acids. Gene Ontology annotation, molecular function: ligand-gated sodium channel activity. NCBI's taxonomy places the organism in Eukaryota, Metazoa, Chordata, Mammalia, Afrosoricida, Tenrecidae. The record is from RefSeq and is a predicted model, not a curated record. Gene Ontology annotation, biological process: sodium ion transmembrane transport.